Polychytrium aggregatum is the source of this 997-nucleotide messenger RNA. RefSeq lists its product as uncharacterized. The transcript is spliced from 3 exons. The record is from RefSeq and is a predicted model, not a curated record. NCBI's taxonomy places the organism in Eukaryota, Fungi, Chytridiomycota, Chytridiomycetes, Polychytriales. The coding region runs from base 241 to 885 and encodes 214 amino acids.
CAUCAUCAGUCACCGCCGACGAGGCCGGCGCACAAGGCUUGCUCACCACCCGUCGUCGCCUCGCAGGGCAGUGAUGGAUGUCGGGUCGAGCAAGACGAAACAGGCCAAUGCACAGCGCCGAGGGCAAAGCCCGCAAGCUGAACAAGACACCGAGCCCACAAGGGCAGCAGCAACGACAGCAGUAACGACAGCGACGAUAUCGCCUGUGGCCUGUGACGGCCCUCCUCCCCCCCCCACCUAAUGCAAUCCCGCACGGUGCUCGCUUUUCAGAUGCGAACUAAUUUUUUUUUCCUGGCGGUUUAUUUAUACCGGCACUCCCGUCGACACACAUUCGCCGUCUGCCCUUGGUCUCGGAGGAUUCCGUCGAUCGCUGAUCAUCCAUCGUCGAGUAUUGCCCAGCCAUGCAGACCGCCCGUCCUCAACUUCCGGUCCUCCACAACCAUCACGCUCGCCAGGCCCCCAUCUCCAUCACAAACCACCCAUCCGUCUCAAUGCCCAACCUUGCCGAACACCGCCGUCCAGAGCCCCAGGAGCGGCCCGCCCCAAGCCCGGCCUUUGAGAGCGAGCCUGUGUGCAUGUACCCCGCGGACCAGCCCUACAUUCACUUUUCGACGCUCCUGCACCGGUUUGCCCUCUACGAUGCCGCCGCCCAUCCCCAGUGCGGCGACCGCCAAGAACCGGUCGACACCGACUCGCUAUCCGAGACGGAUGACGAGAUCCUCUUCAGCGAUCUGCCCGGUCUCGACGGCUCUACAUUCUUUUUGGACGCCGAUGAUCAGUAUCCCCUCGGCGGCAUUACCACACGAGCGACCGAGAUCAAGAAGCGGCAUGCUCGUUCCGACUCCUUCGAGCGCGUUAUGGAUCGCCAAGGACUCUCGAGUAUGACCAACCAGCGAGUCAGUCUGACACCCCGGCAGCAGAUCCGCAUCCAACUCGCCAAGAUGCACGCUGCCAUCCAGAAGCUCAGCGCUGGUUUGUGAGCCACAAGCUUCCCUCU